UUUUUUAGCAAAAAAUAAUCACAUUUAAAAUGGUUUCAACGAUUCAUUUGCCGGAUAUAAAAUUCACUCAAUUAUUUAUUGAUGGACAAUUUUGUAAUUCUAGCAAUGGACAAACAUUCGAAUCAAUUUGUCCAUACACUGAUAGUAUAAUUGCACGUUUACAACAAGCAUCAAAAGAAGAUGUUGAUCGUACUGUAAUGGUAGCACGUCGUGCAUUCAAUCAUUGGAAAUCUGUUCCAUCACCCGAAAGAGGAAAAUAUCUUUAUCGAUUAGCAGAUUUGAUUGAACAAAAUCAUCAACAUUUGGCGGCAUUAGAUUCAUUAGAGAAUGGUAUACCGAUUCGAGAAAUGUUACAUACAUCUUAUGCAUCGGCAGAAAUAUUUCGUUUCUAUGCUGGUAUUGCUGAUAAAAUUAAAGGUGAAACUUUACCGACUGCUUGUGGUGAUGAUCUUAUGACAAUGACCGUUCGUAUGCCAUUGGGUGUUUGUGCCAUCAUUAUUCCAUGGAAUAGUCCAACAUUGAUGCUGGCCAAAACGGUAGCUCCAUCGUUGGCUGCCGGUAAUACUGUCAUUGUUAAACCGGCCGAACAAACAUCAUUAUCAGCAUUGUUCAUUGCACAUUUAACCACAUUAAUCGAUGGAUUUCCACCUGGUAUAUUUAAUGUUCUUACUGGUGAUGGUCAUGGUGUCGGCUCUCCUCUUGCCGAACAUAUGGACAUUGAUAAGAUAACAUUUACUGGGUCGACAGAAGUUGGUCAAUCGAUAAUGGCUGCUUCAGCUCGUACUAAUCUGAAACGUGUAACACUUGAAUUAGGAGGAAAAAAUCCUUUAGUUGUAUUCGAUGAUGUACCUGAUAUUGAAAAAGCUGCACGAUUGGCAACGAAUGCUAUAUUCGUAUCGAAUGGACAAGUUUGCUGUUGUGGCAGUCGAACCUAUGUUCAAGAAAAAAUCUAUGAUCAAUUUGUCGAGGCAUGUGUUCGAUUUGCCCGUGAUCGAAUAGUAGGUAAUCCAUUGGACAUAAAUACUGAACAUGGACCACAAGUUGAUCAACAAUCAAUUGAUAAAAUAAUCAGAAUGUUUCAAAGUGGUAUCGAUCAGGGAGCACGAUUAAUGAUAGGUGGUAAACCGGGCACUGUAAAAUCAUUGCCCACUGGUCAUAAUUCCAGUGUACGUUAUUUUAUUCAACCGACCGUAUUUGCCGAUGUGAAUGAACAAAUGCAAAUUGGUUGUGAAGAGAUAUUUGGUCCUGUUCAAUGUAUUAUGAAAUUUAAGACAUUGGAUGAAAUCAUCGAACGAGCUAAUCAAAAUAAAUUUGGUUUAGGUGCAGGAGUGUUAACUCCGAAUAUUAAUCGUGCCUUACGAUUUGCUCGUGAAGUACGUGCCGGUACUUGUUGGGUUAAUUGUUUUUUCGUUGUUCGACCGCAAACACCGUUCGGUGGUUUUCGUAUGUCGGGAUUUGGCCGAGAAUUUGGCGAAGAAGCAAUGAAAGAAUAUAUGGAAACUAAAACAAUAUCAAUUAAUUUAAAAAUGGAUAAUGAAUAUUUAUUUGGAUGAAUUUUUGAAAUAAAUUACAUUGAUUAAAGAUCGAAUUAUAUUUUUAAA
Dermatophagoides pteronyssinus (European house dust mite) is the source of this 1601-nucleotide messenger RNA. RefSeq lists its product as uncharacterized. Gene Ontology annotation, molecular function: oxidoreductase activity, acting on the aldehyde or oxo group of donors, NAD or NADP as acceptor. Lineage: Eukaryota; Metazoa; Arthropoda; Arachnida; Sarcoptiformes; Pyroglyphidae. The record is from RefSeq and is a predicted model, not a curated record.